AUGGCAUCAAUGGCUUGUAAUCAAAGAUUAUCAUCAUCAAUAUUAUUUGAUACAAAUAAUGUUAAUCGUAUUGGCCAUACAUCAUCAUCUUCUUCUUCUUCCUCUUCAGCAUCAACUACAUCAUCAUCGUCAUCGUCAUCAUCAUCUUCGAAUGGUGUUGAUGAUACUACUAUUGAUGUUAAUUUAUUAAAUCAUAAUAAUGUAUCAGCAAUGAAAAUGCCACCAAUGUCCUAUAUGAAUGGUAAUUCAGUACGUCCAAUACGACGGCGACAUUUUUCUCAACAACAAACCGGUGGUAUCUAUGUUAAUAAUGAUGGUAAUGGUGAUUCGACAUGUACGUCAUCAUGGAAUUAUUUUAUUGAUAAUAAUCAUCAUCAUACUGCAAAUUAUAAUGAUGAAAUUAUUGUACGUUUAGCAAAAGGUAUUGAAAAUAUAUUACGUUUGGCUAAAGAAACACGGCUAGUUCAUUGUACAGAAAUAUUAAUACCACAAAUGUUGAUGCAACAAAUUGUAACAAAUGUGAUUGAAAUGGCUGAAUGUGAACCAUGCGGUUUACGUGGUUGUCUAUUAUUGAUCUUUAUUGAAAAUGAUGAUGAUAAUGUUGUUGUUAAUAAUAAUAAUAAUAGCAACAGCAACAACAACAACAAUAAUAAUAAUCGUCGCCGUCCAAAUAAUAAUAAUAAUAAUCAUCAAUAUAAAAUAAAUACAUCAUCAACAAAAUUAUUGGGUGAAUUUGUAAUUGAUCCAGAUAUUGUACCAACAUUUGAAGUCUUUCUAACAUUAAAACGUGUUAAACCAUCUUGGUUUGAAUCAUUGGAAUAUCGUUUCUUUAAACGUACACCAAUCAUUUUAUCAGAAAUCUACCUCUUGAAUAAGAAAAAACUUUAUCAACCAUCAUCAAUUUGA
Molecule: messenger RNA, 906 nt
Organism: Dermatophagoides farinae (American house dust mite)
Lineage: Eukaryota; Metazoa; Arthropoda; Arachnida; Sarcoptiformes; Pyroglyphidae
Source: RefSeq, a predicted model, not a curated record